AUGAUGAGGCAAAAUAGAAACAGUAGGAGAGGUAAAACAAACUUUAGAAAUGGAAGGUUGAAUAAUGAUAAUGACAAAAAUGAUGGAAGGUGCUAUGAAUGUGGGAAACAUGGACACAUUCAAGCUGAAUGCCCCGAAUUGAAGAAGAAACUCAACAGGAACUUUCAAAAGAAAAAGUCUUUUGGAGCCUGGAGUGAUGAAGAGGAAUCUGACCAUGAAAAAAUUGCAAAUAUGUGUUUCAUGGCCAUAAAAGAAAACAGCAAUGAGGACUCAGGUGAACUUGGGCUCAUGGCAGACAAAAGAAUGGAUGAUGAAGAAGACUCAUGUGAACUUGGUCUUAUGGCAGACGAAAGAACUAGUGAGGUACGUCUUCCUACAUGUCCUAAUUGUUAUGAACUUCAAGAGUUUGUUGAUAUUGCUCUUGCAGAUAUUGAGAGAGUUCUAAAUGAACUCAGAAAAAUCAAAAGAGAAAAUAAAGACUGGGCUUUGAAGUUGGAAGUUUAUGAAAUUGAGCGUGAUAUGCUUCAAGAUGAAGUUAAUGGACUUCAACUUCAACUGAAUAGAUUGCAAAAAUCCACCAGUCAUAGUUCUGUCAAAUCAAAUCAGAUUGUUCCUCACAUAUCUUUGAUUAGGACUAGAAAUCCUACUACAUAUUCCUACUGUGGCAAAAAUGGUCAUAACACUAACCAAUGCAGGAAUAGAAUUAGAGAAGAAAGAGGCUCUAAAAUCCCAAUAAUCCUUCUUGUUUCUAUUGCGGAAAGCUUGGGCACACGUCUAACCGUUUCAGGUUCAAGGACAAAAGGAGAUGGGUUUGGCGACCUAAAUCUUUCAGUCAAGCUAAUACUCAGAAAUCUAAGCAGGCUUGGGUACCUAAAAAUAGUUAUUCAAAAUGGUCACCAAUCUAGAUGGAGGAACAGCACCUUUGGAGAUAAAUCAAAAGGAAACAUAACUAGAGUUGGAAAGGUUCCCCUCAUCUCAACAUGUGAUGUAGAUAAAGUAUACAUGGUUGAUGAACUUAGUUACAAUCUUCUCGGUAUUAGUCAACUAUAUAACGAUGACUAUGAGGUUCGUUUUAAGAAACAUGGUUGGUUUAUAGAAGACGAAUCGGGUAAAGUUAUUCUCUCUGGUAAUAGAGACAGAAAUAUCUAUACUAUCAGUAAUGUAGAUAAUCUUGAUAAUCAAAUUUGUCUAGCAUCUAUGAUUGAUGAUCCCUGGGUAUGGCAUAGAAAGCUUGGCCAUGCUAGCAUGCAUACUAUUCAAAAACUCCCCAAAAAUGAUCUUCUCAUUGGUCUUCCAAAACUAGAUUUUUCAAAUGAUCAAUUUUGUGAUGCAUGUCAAUUAGGUAAACAAACUUGUUCUUCUUUCAACAUCAAAAAUAUUGUCUCUACUACUAAACCUCUUCAACUCAUGCAUAUGGACCUAUUUGGUCCAACUAGAACUGCUAGCAUUGGUGGUAGAAAAUAUGUUUUUGUUAUUUUAGAUGAUUUCUCUCAUUUCGCUUGGGUUAUUUUUCUAAGUCAUAAAGAUGAAGCUCUAAGGAAUUUUGAAGUUUUUUGUAAGAAGGUUCAAUGUGAGAAAGGUUACUACAUUUCCACUAUCAAAAGUGACUAUGGAGGAGAAUUUGAAAGCAGGGCUUUUGAAAACUUAUGCAAUGAUCAAGGAAUCUCUCAUAACUUCUCUUCUCCAAGAUCAGCUCAACAGAACGGAGUGGCAAAAGCUGUGAGCACGGCAUGUCAUAUUAUUAACAUAUGGAACAGUAAGAAACCCAACAUCAGAUAUUUUCACCCAUUUAGAUGCAAAUGCUUCAUUCAUAAUAAUGGAAAGGACAAUCUGGGUAAGCUCGAUCCAAAGAGCGACGAAGACACUAACCCUCGCCCAAGGAAUGAAAAACUUCCUGAAUAUGAGGAAAUUUCCAUAGUGCCAAAGUCUAUCAAUACAGGUAAAAUCACUCCUGAACAAAAGACUGAUCAACAGGAUCAGUCGACUAUGAAUCUUUCAGAAAAUCAGGAGUCUACUACAAUCGAUCCAACAAAUUCUGUCGGAAAAUAG
This is a messenger RNA of Nicotiana tabacum (common tobacco), 2049 nucleotides long. Lineage: Eukaryota; Viridiplantae; Streptophyta; Magnoliopsida; Solanales; Solanaceae. The record is from RefSeq and is a predicted model, not a curated record.